Puma concolor (puma) is the source of this 714-nucleotide messenger RNA. The record is from RefSeq and is a predicted model, not a curated record. NCBI's taxonomy places the organism in Eukaryota, Metazoa, Chordata, Mammalia, Carnivora, Felidae.
AUGAAUGAUGAAGCCUCCCCCACCCCCGCCACGUCUAGGGUUCUGUGCAAGGUCUCCGUGGCCACCGCCCAUUUUGCCACCAUGACCAACUUCAGCUGGCUGUUGGUGGAAGCUGUGUACCUGACCUGCCUCCUAGCCUCCAAGUCGCCCAGCACAAGGAGGGCCUUCUGGUGGCUGGUUCUUGCUGGCUGGGGCCUCCCCCUGCUCUUCACUGGCAUGUGGGUGUGUUGCAAGGUGGCCUUUGAGGAUGUUGCGUGCUGGGACCUGGAUGACAGCUCCCCUUACUGGUGGAUCAUCAAGGGGCCCAUCGUCCUCUCUGUUGGGGUGAACUUUGGGCUUUUCCUCAAUAUUAUCCGCAUCCUGCUGAGGAAACUGGAGCCAGCUCAGGGCAGCCUCCACCCCCAGUCUCAGUACCGGCGUCUCUCUAAGUCAACACUUCUCCUCAUCCCGCUGUUUGGAAUUCACUAUGUCAUCUUCAACUUUCUGCCCGACAGUGCCGGCCUGGGCAUCCGCCUCCCCCUGGAAUUAGGACUGGGCUCUUUCCAGGGCUUCAUCGUUGCCAUCCUGUAUUGCUUCCUCAACCAAGAGGUGAGGACUGAGAUCUCACGGAGGUGGCAUAGCCAUGAUGCUGAGCUGCUGCCAGCCCGGAGGGCCUUCACCAAGUGGACGAUGCCUUCCCGCUCUGGGGUGAAGGUGUUGACAUCUGUAUGCUAG